This is a messenger RNA of Zasmidium cellare ATCC 36951, 1815 nucleotides long. RefSeq lists its product as uncharacterized. Bases 1 to 1815 code for a protein of 604 amino acids. The transcript has a single exon. The record is from RefSeq and is a predicted model, not a curated record. Lineage: Eukaryota; Fungi; Ascomycota; Dothideomycetes; Mycosphaerellales; Mycosphaerellaceae.
AUGGCACCAACGACGAGAGCAGCGGCUGGGAGACGAUCAUCACUUGCCCGGGAGAUGGCGAGUGCGUCGACCGCCCCUGCUGCGACUAAGAAGACCACGCCGGCGAACAAGAGCAAGACUACAGAAGCGGCCGCCACCAAGCAGAAGACCGCCAGCAAGAUUACGAAGACGACCAAGAAGCCAGCCACGCCUGUCCCGAGUCCUAAGUCACCAAGAGUCCCAUUUACCAAGUACUCCAAUCAGGCAAGCGCAUUCGAUGACCCCGAUGCGCUCUCUAAACAAUAUCCAGGUCGUCCUCCAACAGACCUCGAGUUCCGCAGAGUCAUCGGACCCAACGGCACAACAGUCGGGGGUCUGCUCAGCCAAUUCAAGGGACACCUCACCGGUGGGGAACGUGCGCAUGAUUUCUUUGUGGCCCUGGGCAGAAUCGCCUAUAUCGACCGUGACAAACAUCCCCGCUUGGUAUACUUGAGAAACGAUGCUCCUGCUGUGAGCAGCCCCAAGUCUCGAGCUGCUGGCGCGCGCAUUGGCAUGAAGUUUCUCGAGGUUUCUAAGAAGGAACGUGAAACGGCGCGUGAGAAUGCACGUGAGAAGGCUCUUACGGCACGUGAAAAGGCUCUUGCGAAGAUCUACGGGUCUACUAGCAACAGGGGCCCAGUCGCUCCCACGCAGAGAUUAACUCUUGCGUCGGAGCGCUACUUCCCAACUCGCUUUGAGAUUGCGAAAUUCAUCGGUUCCCAAGGCACGAGUAUCAAUGCUCUCGAGUGGAAAUACAAGAAGGCCAUCCAGGACAACGAUAAGCUCUUCUGGAAUAUCGUGUGGCAGAUCGCUGCUCUCGACAAGUCGAAGCAUCCUUUCCAUGUCUACUUGACCGGGGAGCAAGACACUUUUGCCCCUGAGGAUGAACGCAACGCGCCGCGUCGCAACCCGGCGCCUGUUGUCAACGUCCGCGUCGAUUUGUCCUCUGGUGUAUCGGAGACCAAGAAGAAGGGCAAGAAGAACAAGAACAAGAAGGGCAAGGGCAAGGCCAAGAUUGAAAGCCAACCUUUCCAGCGGAGAGGGACCCCAGCGGAGUCGAUCAAGCAAAGUUACCGCAGCGUGACUGCCCAUGCGAAUGCUCCUCCAGCUCCUUUCUUCCCAGCUCGCCCGGGACUCGUCCCUCGUACGCCGGAGGGCUAUGCCGCGGACCUCGAUACGCCUAUCAGUGGGUUUUCUCAACUCGCACCAUAUUACGACCCUACCGCUCCCAUUCAAGCUUCCAAGGGAAAGCAGAGGUUGACCUCCCCCAUCAACUACAACUCUGGAUCCAACCUCUUCGGCACGCUUGCCGGUUCAAUCCAAGCCUCCGAAGGAAAGGGGAAAGCUGCGUCCCCGACCAAGAGCCCUCCUGCGUAUGCCCCAACCGCGGUUACAAGCACAAGCUCCAAGGGCAAGGGCAGAGCCACCUCGCCAGCCUACAGUUCCCCCCGUAGAUUCACGCCCAUCAACAGACCCACCACCGCGGUCCCCAGCCCAAAAGACAAACAAAGACUCACAUCACCCCUCAAGAGCGGUCCAGCCUACGCGCCCACCACCGCAUCUAUCGCUACAACCGCCGGCACCACAGGCAGAGGCAACUCCGCCUCGCCCGUCAAAAGCCCCUCCAAAGACCCCCACCGGCCAAGCAGCAGCCUGCGGGCGAUCAUGGGCGCAACGACGGAGAUGUACGAACUGAUUUCGUGCGUGUUCCAGGAGAUCAGGGAGUAUAAGCAGUUGCUGGACAGGUUCCAGGAGGAGGAAAUGCGGGAGAGGUUUCCUCUGUCGUACGUUGGUUGA